Messenger RNA from Hyla sarda, 1331 nucleotides. It is a transcript of the gene TMEM177, whose product is annotated as transmembrane protein 177. The annotation marks the transcript as partial. The record is from RefSeq and is a predicted model, not a curated record. The transcript has 2 exons. Lineage: Eukaryota; Metazoa; Chordata; Amphibia; Anura; Hylidae.
CUGGAACGCAACGUCGUCUUUACUCGACUUCUCCCGGCGGCGCUUUACGGCAGGAGUGACAGCUCACGUGCUGGAGGCGGUCGGAUCAUGGCGCUCCCCCUCUUCCUGAAGAUCUGCGCCAUCACUCGGCAGCACCGGGGGAAGCUCCUGGCAGCGUCUUCUCUUGGACUUUUCGCGGUGAACGUCUCCUACCACGUCCUCCCGGCUCAGACCUUCAGGCGGUUGUAUCAGGGCUGGUCGGGGGGCGAGCCGGCGGCGCUCAGCGACAGACUGCAGACCCUGUUCCGUCAGGUCCUGGAGGAGACCCGCACCUCCCCCUCGGGCUUCACUUCCUUUGCCGCUUAUGGUUUCCAGCCCGUCAGUGCCGGGGUCCCUUGGCUCCCCAGCGGCUGCUUGAUCGGAAUCCCCGCAAAUUAUAACAGCAGUGACCGGGACGGAUCGGGGAUCACUGACCGGGUGCUUGUGAUUGGUGGACAGGAGGUGGACUGGGCCAGUGAACCCGGGGUCAGCCUACGAGACUCCCUGACCCUAUCGGAAAUCGCCCAAAAAUUCUCCUUGGCCCGGGAAGCCAUUCACGCCCAGACAUGUGGCCCCCUCCUGCAGGCGUCCGUGGCGCCGCUCUGUGUCACCGCCGUCUGUGUCUCCGGCGUGGGCAUCAAGCAGCUCCUGGGCCUGUACUCAGGGCCCAUGUUAUUGAGGGGGGUCUUCAAUGUCCUGGCCGUCCUCCUGGGCCUCACAGGCUACUACCUCAGCUACGACGCCAUCAGUCACUGGCUGGACUACCGGUGCGACCGGAAAGCAGCCGCCAUCUCCACAGCCUACGCCCGAGGCGGGGUGGAGUUCUACGAGAAGAUACUGGCACGCAAUAGGCUGCUGCGGGGGCUUAUGGGUGAACAGGGGGAAACCAUGUACGCCCCCAGCGGGAACCUGUUCCCUAAACAUAAGUUCAGGCUGAAGCACGCGCCGUACACCGCGCGGAGGGACCGGAUCCUGCACCGCCUGGAGGAACAGCCAGAAUGAUCAGCGGGAGAACUGAUCCAGAGGACACGACCAUGUGCGACAUAUGAAACGGGUCUAAGGAUGCAAAACUACAACUCCCAGCAUGCCCAAACAGCCAUGAGCAUGGUCUAAUACAGUGGACCCCAACCUGUGGCUCACCUGCUGUUACAAAACUACAACUCCCAGCAUGCCCUGGUAGCUGAAGGCUCUCUGGGCAUGCUGGGAGUUGUAGUUUUGCAACAUAUGGCGAGCCAUGGGUUGCAGAUCCAUCUUUCAGGCCAGUGUUUCCCAACCAGGGGGCCUCCAGCUGAUGCAAAACUACAACUCCCAGC